Prorocentrum cordatum is the source of this 1344-nucleotide messenger RNA. The record is from the annotation of a GenBank genome assembly. NCBI's taxonomy places the organism in Eukaryota, Dinophyceae, Prorocentrales, Prorocentraceae.
AUGGCUGAGACGUUGGACAUUGACUUGAUACAGGUGUGCAUCGAGUCCCCGGAUGGCCCGAAAAUCAGGAGGCAUCACAUAAUUUUGUUGUACGAGCUGGGGGCUGGGCGGUGGGUCGUGAGCACGCUGGACUUAAGGAUCGAGGCCGCCGAUCUCGCGAACCAGCGCGUGGUGCCCCUGAACCGUUCGGCACGGUGGCCAGAGCGCGUUCGGGGCAGCGUGUGCGGAUUCGACCCACUGUCUGAGGGGCAGAAAGAGGACACCCACCUCCGGGGGCUGCAGCUCGCAGAGGCGCUUGGGCACAAGGUGACUCCGAGCGCCGCGGCGGGAGCGGCCAGGCGGUGGCGAGUGUCAGACCCGGGCCGCAGCAGGUUCAACACCGAGCUCGAGGAUUCGGACAUGCUGCCGGGGAACCGAGCGGUGGUCCGAGGCGACUGCGGCAUGUAUCUCAUCGACGAGGACGAGGAGGAUUGGAAGACUGACUUGAAGGCCGUGCUGCAGAACUUCCUGGCCAGCCACCCGGAGGAGGCCAAGGAGGAGGGGGCCAAGGAGGCCCAGCCUCAAGUAGGCACGAAACACCGACGCCUGACGCUCGGAGGCACCUUCGCUGGGAUGGCAGCCCCGGCAGCCGGAACCCCGAUGGACGAGGAAGAGCCCACGGAAGAUAUAGUGAUGUUGGGUCGGCUGCAAACCUCCAUGACGAACAUCCAGAAACUGGCACAGAAGUUGGAUGCCCCGCUCAGCAACAACGCUGCGGUGUGGAAGGGCCGGGCCGCGAGCAUGAAGGCGUUCUACGAGGGCAUGGACAAGGUUGUCCGCGCGUGCGCGCGCGACGCCGGAACCAGCGACCUACUGAGCAAGGCGUGCUCGGCCGGCCCCCUCAUCACCUUCGAGGUGAAGUACUACAAUAAGAUGAAGGAGGCCUUGGAAAAGAUCAAAGCGAAGAUUGGCACCGAGGGCAUGACGGACAAGGUGUCGGCCUUCAUGGCGGGCGGCCCGCUCCGGAAGGCGAUCGAGAGCACGCCGGAGGGCAUCUAUGCGACGCUGCUCGAGAUGGGAGCAGAGAAGGAGUACCUGCGAACGUGGUGGCCGAUGUCGGUCGCCGCGCCGGGCCGGUCGAUGCACUACAAGGACGAGGUACUCCUGUCGGCCGAGCACGACUUCACGGAGCUGAUCACCACGAUUGCGGUGGACAAGGACGUCUUGAAGACGAUCCGGCGCAACGUGGACGAGGGCGCCGACAUGAUCUUGGAGAAAGCCAAGGGCACGGGCAUCAUGGACAUAGAGAUGGUAGUUGUGAAGAAACCGAAGCCCUUCGGCAAGGCGCCCGAGCGCCACGGCUAG